AUGGCGAACACUAAAAACUCAGUGGAUUCAAAAUCCAUUAAAACUUUGGAGACAAAGAUCUUACAUGGAAGCAAAUCAAUGGACUCUGGAAUAUCCUUGGAUGUCAGUUACAAAAUGGAUUAUCCUGAAAUGGGUUUAUGUAUAAUAAUUAAUAAUAAGAACUUUGAUAAAAAUACCGGAAUGGCAUGUCGAUCUGGUACAGAUGUGGAUGCUGCAAAUCUCAGGGAGACCUUCACAAACUUGAAAUAUGAAGUCAGGAAUAAAAAUGAUCUUACACGUGAAGAAAUUUUGGAGUUAAUGCACAGUGUUUCUAAAGAAGACCAUAGCAAAAGGAGCAGUUUUAUUUGCGUGCUUCUAAGCCAUGGUGAAGAAGGAAAAAUUUUUGGAACAAAUGGACCUGUUGAUCUGAAAAAAUUAACAAGUUUCUUCAGAGGGGACUGCUGUAGAACUCUAACUGGCAAACCCAAACUUUUCAUAAUUCAGGCCUGCCGAGGCACAGAAUUGGACUGUGGGAUUGAGACGGACAGUGGGACUGAAGAUGACAUGGCGUGUCAGAAAAUACCAGUUGAGGCAGACUUCUUGUAUGCAUAUUCUACAGCACCUGGUUACUAUUCCUGGCGAAAUUCAAAGGACGGAUCCUGGUUCAUCCAGUCACUUUGUGCAGCGCUGAAACAGUAUGCUCACAAGCUUGAGCUUAUGCACAUUCUUACUCGGGUUAACCGAAAGGUAGCAGUAGAAUUCGAGUCCUUUUCUACUGACUCUACUUUUCAUGCAAAGAAACAGAUUCCAUGUAUUGUGUCCAUGCUCACAAAAGAACUCUAUUUUUUUAAUCACUA
Messenger RNA from Sus scrofa (pig), 836 nucleotides. RefSeq names its product caspase 3 (gene CASP3). The record is from RefSeq and is marked provisional. Gene Ontology annotation, cellular component: cytoplasm; death-inducing signaling complex. Gene Ontology annotation, molecular function: cysteine-type endopeptidase activity. Lineage: Eukaryota; Metazoa; Chordata; Mammalia; Artiodactyla; Suidae. Gene Ontology annotation, biological process: proteolysis; keratinocyte differentiation; neuron differentiation.